GGACUCUAUUCCCGCCCAGAAGGGAGGAUUCAUGCAGAAGAAAUUCCCAAGGAGAUCCUCCGCGUCUCUGAAGUGUGUUUUUUUUAUUGUUUGAUCGGAAGCUUUCUUGGCAGCUUCCUCUGCUUUAUUAAUUCUGCUUACCAGCGAAGGGUUCUUUUCAUUACUUACCUCCUACUUUGUAGCUUGAUCUUACGAAAAUAAAUUUAAUAAUUAUUAUUAUAUAUAGUUCAAUUAAUUUUACAUAAAUCUUAAUUUAAUCGCUUCUCAUAUAAGUCGGGCAACGUGAAAUGAACGAGCUACAGUUCUUACUUGAGCACUACUCUAAACCUCUCUAAUUCGCUCUAUUUAAUCCCCUCUUCUUUGGCUUUUCUUUCCAACCAUAUACAGAUUUUCUCUAGUUUCUUUCAAGUUUGUAGCGUUUCCAUUACUGGGACUUUCAUCAAUGGGGAGAUACUCUGCUGGGAGAGGAAGAGGGACAGGAGGAGCAAGAAACGGUGAGGAUGGUGGACGCGGUCGUGGUCGUGGUCGUGGUCGUUCUGGUGAUCAUCAAUACCGGACUCGUCAUCAUCAACAGCAGAAUUGGGUUUCAGGCCAAGAUGGUCGAACUCAAACUCAAUGGCAAUCGAGUCCUGGCCAGGGUGGCCCUGGUAGUGGUUUUGUGAGGCCCGCACGAGGUGGGCAUGGAGGUAGUGGAGGAGCAGGAGGAGGAAGAGAGGACUGGGGGCCUGCCGGUGGCAGGUUUCAGGGACACACUAGCACUGCUGUUUCUGUUCAUUCACGGAUAGAGCCACAUAAUUCUUCUCCUGAAAAACUUUCUGAGCCAAUUGUUUCAGCAAUGCAAGCAUUAAAAAUUUCAACAUCUUCACCUCCAGAAGUUGCAGGCAAACUUGUCCCAAUUAAACGACCUGAUAAUGGUGGUAGAAAUGAUAGCCGGCGUAUAGGGCUUUGUGUUAAUCAUUUUCCACUUAACUAUAACUCUGGGAGCAUCAUUAGGCACUAUGAUGUUGAUGUCAAACCAGAUUUGCCCUCUAAAAAUGGUCCGCCUAUGAAGUUUCCAAAGGCUGUUCUGUCUAUGAUUCGCAAAAAGUUAUUCUCAGAUGACCCUGACAAGUUUCCCUUGUCAAUGACUGCAUAUGAUGGUAAGAAAAACAUUUUCAGUGCAGUGCCACUACCCACAGGAACAUUUAAGGUGGAAUUAUCAAAUGAGGAAGGCAUGAAGAUCCGUCACUUCAGAGUUGAAGUUCAGCUUGUGAAUGAGCUUCCAUGUAGCAAGUUGGAUGAUUAUAUAAGUGGCAAAACCUCGUCCAUCCCUCGUGAUGUGGUACAAGCUUUGGAUGUGGUCAUGAAGGAGAAUCCAGCAAGGCAAAUGAUUUAUGCUUGUCGAAGUUUUCAUCCAACCAGACCUUGCCCACAAAAUGACCUUGGGCGUGGCAUCACAGCUUCUAUAGGGAUUAAAUAUAGCUUGAAGCCAACCUGCCAGGGUCUGGCCUUGUGUCUGGACUAUUCAGUUUUUCCAUUUAUCAAGCAAAUGCCUGUUAUAGAUUUUCUCAAGGAGCAUAUUCCUGGCUUCAAUCCAAACAAUUUCAGAGGGUUCAUGAAGGAAGUCGAGAAAGCUUUGAAGGGAUUGAAAGUUACUGUGACUCACAGAACUACCAAUGAGAAGUACAAAAUUGCUGGAUUAACUGAUGAGAACACACAGGAUAUUUUUUUUGACUUUGAAAACCCGGGUGAACAGACCCCUCCGAGGAAAGUUAGCCUUGUUUCUUAUUUUAGAGAAAAAUACAACAAAGAUAUUAUGCACAGCAACAUACCAAGCUUAGAUUUGGGGAAAAAAAGCAACAGGAAAAAUUAUGUUCCUAUGGAGUUCUGCAUGAUAGCUGGAGGGCAGAAGUAUGCAAAGGAGCUUUUGGACAAAAAACAAUCAGAAAAGUUAAGGGAGAUUUUAUUAGCUUCACCAAAGGUCAGAGAAAGCACAAUAUGUGACAUGGUACACGAUACAGAUGGACCAUGCAGUGGAGAUAUCACCCAAAAUUUUGGAAUUGGGGUGGAUGUGCAAAUGACAAGAGUUACUGGUCGGGUUAUUGAGCCUCCAGAGUUAAAGCUUCGCACUUCAAAUGGACGAUGGACAAUGGCAACACUUGAUAGAGUUAAAUGUGAUUGGAACCUUAGAAGAAACUCAGUUAUUUCCAGCAAACCAAUUAGGCUGUGGGGAGUACUUGACUUUGGCUCUUUUAGUAUUGAAAAAGCCAUUCCUGAGCUGAUCUCUCGCAGCGAAAGACUGGGCAUCCACAUGGGGCAGCCUCUUUUCUACAAGCGUCUUCAGAUGAAUUUAUUAUAUGAUGUCGAUAAUCUCCAUCAACUGCUCGAAAGCAUUAACAGUGAGUCAUAUAAAAUUGGUGGAACACAUUUGCAGAUUCUCGUUUGUGUGAUGCCUCGGGAGGAUCCUGGUUACAACAAUCUCAAAUGGAUAAGUGAGACCAAAGUUGGUAUCCUAACUCAAUGUUGUUUAACUAAAAAUUGCAAUAGAGCUAAUAAAGAUCAGUUUCUUGCAAAUAUUGCUAUAAAGAUCAAUGCGAAGCUUGGAGGCAGCAAUGUGGAGCUCAGCAAGCAGCCCCAGUGCUUGCAAAGUAAAGGCCAUGUUAUGUUUGUUGGUGCUGAUGUUAAUCAUCCUGGCUCCUACAACUCAACAAGUCCUUCAAUUGCAGCUGUUGUUGGCACCAUGAAUUGGCCAGCUGCAAAUCAAUACAUUGCACGUAUUUGUCCUCAGGACCAUCGAGCAGAAAAGAUUCUCAAAUUUGGAGGCAUGUGUUUGGAACUUGUAAAUGCUUAUGCUAGGCUAAAUCAGGUAAGGCCGGACAUGAUUGUACUAUUUCGUGAUGGAGUAAGUGAUGGGCAGUUUGAUAUGGUUCUCAAUGAAGAGCUUAUGGAUCUCAAGAUGACAUUUGAAGCAUUGAAUUACUUCCCAACCAUCACUGUCGUUGUUGCGCAGAAGCGACACACAACUCGGCUGUUUCUAGAUAGCAACAAGGAUGAAAAUGUGCCUCCAGGCACUGUGGUGGACACAAAAAUUACGCAUCCUUCUGGAUUUGACUUUCUUCUUUGCAGCCAUUAUGGUCAUAUUGGAACGAGCAAGACAGCCCACUACCAUGUGUUGUGGGAUGAAAAUGGGUUUACUUCUGAUGAAUUGCAGGAGCUUAUUUACGCCAUGUGCUUCACCUGUGCUCAAUGCACUAAGCCUGUCUCACUGGUGCCUCCAGUGUGGUACGCUGACCGUGCUGCUUAUAGAGGUCGGCUUUACCAUGAUUCAAUUGAGUGGUAUCAGUCUUCAGCUUCAACACCAUCUUCAUCAUCACCACCUUCAAGAUCAUCAAUGGCUUCUUUUGAUGAGCAGCUGUACAAGUUGCACCCUAAUCUGGAAAACUCGAUGUUUUUCAUUUGAGGCAUCUCCUCCUCUUUUCACAAGAAGGGACAGGAGAUAGAUACAAGUUUUUAAUCAAGAUUGCCGAGUUGCAUUUCCAAUCUACAGGCUGGAAAAGCAGUUUGUGCGUGAAUCUAAUGGGGUUGAAGUUUGUGUCUUUCCAGUAAAGUGUUUCCUCCUUAGUUUUCAUGGAAUUUGAUGCCAGAGCCAUGUGAAUUUAGAGGGAUAUAUGUGUUUUGCGUUAUUUUGUCAGUGUUUAUUUGGAUUAAGUUUGUAUCUGAAGUCUUAUCACAUCUGUAACGGUUGUGUUUGGAUGUUUUGCUACUGGUCCUUUUGAAGUCUGUCAAUGUUUUUCUUUUCCUUGCUGCCUCAUAUACGAGUUGAGCAAGGAGAUAGUGUAGUAUUUGAUGCUACAUUGCUAGUCUUAUCAUUGUCAGUGAAUAAAAAUACCAUUACUGGUUUCUUUAUUACCAUCUUCAUAUGAUUUGAAUAAAUCUGUACCACUCAAAACCA
Hevea brasiliensis (rubber tree) is the source of this 3931-nucleotide messenger RNA. RefSeq names its product protein argonaute 2-like. The transcript is spliced from 3 exons. Gene Ontology annotation, molecular function: RNA binding; protein binding. Lineage: Eukaryota; Viridiplantae; Streptophyta; Magnoliopsida; Malpighiales; Euphorbiaceae. The record is from RefSeq and is a predicted model, not a curated record. Gene Ontology annotation, cellular component: cytoplasm. The coding region runs from base 443 to 3439 and encodes 998 amino acids. Gene Ontology annotation, biological process: regulatory ncRNA-mediated post-transcriptional gene silencing.